Molecule: messenger RNA, 14580 nt
Organism: Nerophis ophidion (straightnose pipefish)
Lineage: Eukaryota; Metazoa; Chordata; Actinopteri; Syngnathiformes; Syngnathidae
Gene: celsr3
Product: cadherin, EGF LAG seven-pass G-type receptor 3
Biological process (GO): cell surface receptor signaling pathway; homophilic cell-cell adhesion; G protein-coupled receptor signaling pathway
Cellular component (GO): plasma membrane
Molecular function (GO): G protein-coupled receptor activity; calcium ion binding
Source: RefSeq, a predicted model, not a curated record
AGAGAUGCUGCUGCUGCCGCCGCGCCGCUCUUGACUCACACGGCCCGAGCAUCACACGCCUCAGCGGGUAGAUGCCAACUCUCCAGGCCGAGGAAGAGACGGGGGAGCCUGGGGGAAGGUGUCGGGCGGUGCCGGCGGUCCUGGAAGUGGCUACCUAGCCGGAGUGGAGGAGUGAGAAGGCAAGACGAGGAAGGCGGAAGGGGAAGAAGACGGAGGGGGAGAGACCGAGAAAAGGAAGAGACUAAAUGGCUACAUUGCUACCGGGCUUCGCCAAGCUCUCGCCUCUGGUACUUCACCUGCUUCUCCUCGGCUCUUUGUUCGCCCUCACCCCGCCGACGGCGCAUGCAGCGGGGGCUUCCGACCUGUGGACCCCGGGCCCCCGCCUUCGGGAUGCCGGUAAAGCGAGCGAGCCAGCAUGGGAGGACAGCCGGGAUAUACCCGCCGGCAGGUGGAGCGACGAGCGGACACGGCCUGAGGGAUGCUCCGGGACACCGGAAGGAUUCGGGACGUUUCGGAGGAGCGGGAACGAGCUGCCGCCUCCUCGCCUCCCCGGUGGUGUCCGUGCGGGGAAGAAGGGCGUUGUUCCGCCCGCCACCUCGGAGGCUUUCGGCUCCUCGCCGGUUCAGAGCGGUAAAAAACGGACAGUACAAAGAACUAGAGUGAGCGCGCUGCCCCGGCCACACCUUACUGAACGUGGAGCCCACAGCGCCUUUGUGCGAGCAUUUAGCCCGAGCAAGGCACCCGGAAGUCGGGGGAAAAGCGAUGGAGGGCCGUGGGAGAAAGCUGGUGAGCUCAGCAGGCACUGUAAGGAUUUCAAAUUAACACCAGAAGCAACGUAUUUUCCUAGAUAUAAUUCAGCUUCUUAUCAAAAAUAUAACUCCAUACAUCCAUUUUUUACCGCUUAUUCCCUUUGGGGUAAAUCCCAUCUUAAUAUUUGUAUGUGGGUCCAAGCAUUUUGUCAGAGUUACAAACAGAAUAAGAAUAAUAAUAAUGGUGCUCGGAGCUCAACUAGCAUGGUCAAGAAAAAAGACGGUAAUUGUUCCCAUUUGGUCAGGCGCCGUGUUAUCCGAGAGGGGGGCGAGGUUGCCCGUAGGACCCGGCGCGUGAUCCGGGAGAGGGAAGGGUGGUCGGAGGGGGAGGAAGAGGACAGAUGUUGCGCACCGGCAGUGUUUAUGUGCAGAGCGAAGGGUAGGCGACGGGAGAUUGAAAGAGGAAGGGUCAGGCAAGGCGACGCACACAUUAACGUAUCUAAUUAUGCGGGUAGUGACUGCGGGGAUGAUAAUGAAGGGGUGGAAGCGGGGAAGGAGACUCCCUGGUGUUUUGAGGGACGAGGAGCAAGGUGUGGAUUGUUAGCGGGGUUUUUAGGUCCCCGGGGCGGUAUAACUCAGAGGUGUCCCAAAUGGCAGUUUGGAACAGGCAGCAUCACGGAAGCGCCAGGUCAGUGGUUUACACGUGUUAAAAUGUGUCAUAUUUUGUCAAUACUCCAAGUGCAAACAAGCCAUUAUGCAGAAAUUGAACCUGUUGGAAUCUGUAGUUCUGCAAAAAAAAAUAAAUCAGAGGGAGCUGACUCGGCAGUUUCUGUGUCUGGGAAGUUUCCUGCUCAGUUAACGCUAAAGUUACAUCCGUCUUGUCAGCCUCCCACUUUUUCUUCACAAGUCAAUCUGACCACGUGGCCUAGUGAGUUUCCUCGGUGGCCCAUUUCUGCAGGGGAUUCUGUACUUGGGACAGCUCUUACGGAUAGAGUGAUUUUGUGGGGUGAUUUCAACGUAAACAAUAACAACAACAAGGGUAAAGAGAGGCGUGAUUUUGGUGAUGAAUCAGAGACGAUAAAUUCCACUGAGCAAGUGUCUUUAGAAGGCGUCAGACUGUCAGAAAAGCAGCAGAUUGGGACUGAGGAGGGAAGGGAGAGAGAUGGUGAGGCAGAGGGGGACGGACCGGAGGGCUCUGCCGCUGCUGCUGGGGGAGGAAAAUUGCAGGUGGGGGAGGGUGAGUUAAUGGUAGGGAGAGGACCGCGGGGAGAAGGGGAGGACGAGAAGCAGAGCGAGAGGGGGACAACAAAGCUAGGCCAAGCUGAGGAGAGAGAGGCAGAGGAAGGGAAGGGUCAGGAUAGGGGCAGUAUCACCGUCACUACCACACACCUAGAUAGUGAAGAGAGGCAGCCAGAGGGGGAGGCUGAGGAGAGCCGCAGUUCAAGGGGAGAAAGGAGCCUGGAAAGGCUGAUAAUAGACCCAGAUGAUAAAACUUUGCCGGAGGAAAGGAACGGCAAGGUUUUGAUGGCGUGGCCUCGCUCUCGACGUGCAGCUAACAGACAUCCUCAUUUUUCCCUAUAUAACUACCAAAUACAAGUAGCCGAGAACCAGCCACCUGGGACUUCCGUUCUAGUCAUGUCUGCUUCAGACCCGGAUGCAGGGGAUGCAGGCAGGCUGAGCUACAGCAUGGCCCCACUGAUGAACAGCCGAUCCUCUGACUAUUUCCACAUACACCCUGACACCGGGUUGAUCACGUCCACCCAGAUUCUAGAUCGAGAACAUAUGGUUCUGCAUUAUUUUCGUGUCACAGCGACUGAUCAUGGUUCCCCUCGUCUCUCUGGCACCACAAUGGUUGCCAUUACUGUUGCAGACCGCAAUGAUCACUCCCCUAUUUUUGAGCAGACCGAGUACAGGGAAACCAUCAGGGAGAAUGUAGAGGAAGGGUAUCCCAUUCUUCAACUGAGAGCGACAGAUUUAGACUCCCCGUCCAACGCUAAUAUCCGCUACCGAUUUGUGGGCGACACCGCAACAGUUGGAAGAGCUGCUUUUGAAAUCGAUCCAAGAUCAGGCCUCAUAACUACCCGUGGAAUUGUUGACAGAGAAACAAGUGAACGCUACACGCUCCAGGUGGAGGCUAGCGACCAGGGCAAGGAACCAGGGCCACGUUCAGCCACAGUCGAAGUCUUCAUCACCGUGCUGGAUGAAAAUGACAAUGUGCCACAGUUCAGCGAGAAGCGGUACGUGGUGGCGGUGAAGGAGGACGUGAGGCCACACACUGAGAUCCUCCGUGUGAGUGCCACAGACCGGGACAAGGACAGUAAUGCUGCGGUUCACUACAAUAUCAUCAGUGGGAACAGCCGUGGACAGUUUUCUAUAGACAGUUUCACGGGGGAGAUCCAAGUAGUGGCGCCCCUGGAUUACGAGGCGGAGCGGGAGUACACCCUGCGUGUACGUGCGCAGGACAAUGGCCGACCACCUCUUUCCAACAACACCGGCAUUGUGAGUGUGCAAGUGACAGACGUCAAUGACAACCCGCCCAUCUUUGUAUCCACGCCGUUUCAAGCAUCCGUGCUUGAGAGUGCACCUGUUGGAAGCUCAAUCCUCCACAUUCAGGCCAUCGAUACCGACGCAGGCGACAACGCACGCCUGGAAUACAGACUGACCGGCACUAGCUCUGACACACCAUUCCUCAUCAAUUCUGCAACAGGCUGGGUCACCGUCAGAAGCAUUCUUGACAGGGAAUCUGUAGAGCACUAUUUCUUUGGUGUAGAGGCGAGGGAUUAUGGGAUGCCGCCUCUUUCUGCCACAGCAAGUGUCACAAUAACAGUCAUGGAUGUCAAUGAUAACCGACCAGAGUUUUUACAAAAGGAAUAUUACGCCCGCCUGAAUGAGGACGCUGUAGUUGGCACCAGUGUGGUCACUGUCACAGCUGUGGAUCGGGAUGUCAACAGCGCGGUGACCUAUCAGAUAACAGGUGGAAACACCAGGAACCGCUUUGCCAUCAGCACAGCAGGUGGGUCCGGGCUGCUCUCUUUAGCCCUCCCUCUGGACUACAAACAAGAGCGGCGCUAUGUCUUAACUGUCACUGCUUCAGACCGCACGCUUCAUGAUACCUGUCAGGUGCACAUCAACAUCACAGAUGCCAACACGCACCGGCCUGUGUUCCAGAGCGCACACUACUCCGUCAGUGUGAAUGAGGACCGACCAAUUGGAAGCCAAGUGGUUGUCAUCAGCGCAACCGAUGACGAUGUGGGUGAAAACGCACGCAUCACAUAUUUCCUGGAGGACAAUAUCCCUCAGUUUCGCAUAGAUCCUGGAUCAGGAGCUAUCACGCUACAGGCGGAGCUUGACUAUGAGGACCAGAUGACCUACACUUUGGCAAUAACGGCCAAAGAUAACGGUAUUCCACAGAAAUCAGAUACUACAUACGUGGAGGUGAAUGUCAAUGAUGUGAAUGACAACGCACCCCAGUUCCUCAGCCCCAGAUAUCAGGGAACUGUGAGUGAAGACGCUCCUCCAUUCACCAGUGUCCUCCAAAUUUCAGCCACUGACCGGGACGCCCACGCCAAUGGUCGCGUUCAGUACACCUUUCAAAACGGCGAGGACGGGGAUGGAGACUUUACCAUUGAACCGACAUCUGGAAUUGUGCGAACUGUUCGCCGUUUGGACCGGGAAAGUGUGCCAUUCUAUGAGCUCACAGCGUACGCCGUCGACCGAGGCGUGCCUCCCCAGAAAACACCUGUCCACAUCCAGGUGACAGUUCUUGAUGUGAACGAUAACGCCCCGGUCUUUCCUGCCGAUGACUUUGAGGUUCUCGUGAGGGAAAACAGCGCAGUGGGUUCUGUGGUCGCCCAAAUCACCGCCACAGACCCGGACGAGGGCGCCAACGCCCAAAUCAUGUAUCAAAUUGUGGAAGGAAACAUCCCUGAGAUCUUUCAGAUGGACAUCUUCUCAGGCGAGCUCACAUCCCUUAUUGAUCUUGACUAUGAGGCUCGCAAUGAGUAUGUCAUCGUAGUCCAGGCCACUUCAGCCCCUUUGGUCAGCCGGGCUACUGUGCGAAUCAAACUGGUGGACCAGAACGACAACAAACCCACUAUGCAGGACUUCCAGAUUAUUUUCAACAACUUUGUGUCCAACCGCUCGAACAGUUUCCCCACCGGAGUUAUUGGGAGAGUCCCGGCCCACGAUCCAGAUGUGUCGGACCAGCUUUACUACACCAUAGACCGAGGGAACGAGCUUCACCUGCUGCUGCUUAAUCACACCAGCGGGGAGAUCCGACUGAGCCGUAAACUGGACAAUAACCGGCCGCUGGUGGCUCCCAUGCUGAUCACUGUCACAGAUGGGGUCCACAGCAUUUCCGCUCACUGCGUCCUGCGCGUCCUCAUCAUCACCGAGGACAUGCUGGGCAGCAGCGUCACGGUCCGCCUGCAGAACAUGUCCCAGGAGCACUUCCUGUCACCGCAGCUGGGUCACUUCCUGGAGGGCGUCUCAGCCGUGCUCUCGGUGCCCGUGGAGGACGUCUUCGUCUUCAACAUCCAGCCGGACAUGGACGCCGCUCCGGGAGGGAUCCUGAACGUCAGCUUCUCUGCCGCCCUGCCGGGAGGACACUUCUUUCCUUCCGAGGCCCUGGAGGAGCAACUGUACCUGAACAGGCCACGGCUGACGUCACUCACGCAGAUGGAGGUCCUCCCAUUCGACGACAACGUGUGUCUCCGCGAGCCCUGCCAGAACUACAUGAAGUGCAUCUCGGUGCUGCGCUUCAAUAGCUCCGCCCCCUUCAUCUCCUCGCCCUCCAUCCUGUUCCGGCCCAUCCACCCCAUCGCCGGCCUACGUUGCCGCUGCCCGCUGGGCUUCACUGGCGACUACUGCGAGACGGAGAUCAACCUUUGCUACUCCAACCCCUGCCUCAACGGAGGGGUGUGCGCCCGGAAAGAGGGAGGGUACACGUGUAUCUGCCGGGAGGACUACACGGGUGACCGCUGUGAGUUCGACCAGCGUCACGGCGGCUGCGUGCCGGGCGUGUGUCGCAACGGAGGAACGUGCCGGGAGCUCUCAGGCGGCGGCUUCCGCUGCGAGUGUCCCGCCGGCGGGUACGAGCGGCCAUUUUGCAGCGUCACCGCCCGCUCCUUCCCGCCUAAGACCUUCGCCAUGUUCCGUGGCCUCAGGCAGAGAUUUCACCUCUCCAUCUCUUUAACUUUUGCAACCCUCGAGAGCAACGGCCUUCUUUUUUACAACGGCCGCUUCAACGAGAAACACGACUUCAUCGCUUUGGAGAUCCAAGACAGCCAAGUGGUGCUGAAAUAUUCCACAGGUGAGUCGUCCACCCAGGUGAGUCCCUACCUGCCUGGAGGUGUGAGUGAUGGGGAAUGGCACACGGUUCACAUCCACUACUACAACAAGCCAGCUAUACGCUAUCCCAAGCGCAGCAAGAGCGGCGAUGCCCAGGGUCCGUCAGACGAGAAGAUUGCCGUGGUGAGCGUGGACGACUGCGACACGGCCUUGUCGCUCCGCUUCGGCACCCAGCUGGGAAACUACAGCUGUGCAGCUCAGGGCAAACAGACCAGCAGCAAGAAGUCUCUGGAUCUGACAGGUCCAUUGUUCUUGGGCGGAGUUCCCAACGUUCCUGACAACUUCCCGUUCGGCACCAGGGAGUUUAUCGGCUGUAUGAAGGAGCUGCACAUUGACAACAAGCCGCUGGACCUCGCCGUUAUUGCCAACAAUGGAACUGUCCCAGGCUGCAGCGCCAAACUUCCCUACUGUAAAUCGAACCCCUGUCAGAAUGGAGGAACCUGCCGGGUCAGCUGGGAGACGUUCUCUUGUGAUUGCCCACUCGGGUAUGGAGGGAAGGACUGCAGCCACGUGAUGCCCCACCCACAUCGCUUCCUUGGAAACAGCGCCCUCUGGUGGGACCUGAAGAACGACGUAACCAUCUCCACUCCCUGGUACCUGGGCUUGGUGUUCCGGACCAGAGCCCGAGAGGGCACCCUGCUCCAGGCCCAGGCCGGGCAGUACAUCAGUCUGCUCUUCCAGGUGACCAAUGGUCAGCUGGUGUUUUCCGUGACUCGAGGUUCAACCAGAGCGGUCAGGCUGAGGCUGGAUCAGGUUCAGGUGGCGGACGGGCGCUGGCACGACCUCCAGCUCGAGCUGCGGGACGUUCACAGCGGGCGUGAGACGCGUUAUGUUGCCACACUUCGCCUUGACUUUGGACUUUAUCAGGGAACAGCAAUAGUGGGAAAUGAGAUUCACGGUUUGAAGGUGAAACAUCUGCACGUGGGAGGAGUGUUGGGCUCCGGAGAGGUCCAGAACGGUAUAAAAGGAUGCAUACAGGGCGUCCGUUUGGGCGUACGACCGGACUCCCCACCUCUGCCCCGGCCUUCCAGGACGGUCAAAGUGGAGAUUGGCUGCAACGUUGUCAACACCUGCGUCUCAUCCCCAUGCCCCGCCCACAGUCGAUGUUCCGACCAAUGGGAGCGACACACCUGCAUAUGUGAACCUGGUUUCUAUGGGAAAGGCUGCACGGAUGCUUGCCAUCUGAACCCGUGUGACAAUGAGGCGCAGUGCCACAGGAAGCCCACCUCGUCGCAUGGAUACACCUGUGACUGUGGGGACAACCACUAUGGACAGUACUGCCAACACAGGAUAGACCACCAGUGUCCAAGGGGGUGGUGGGGCUCUCCCACCUGUGGACCUUGUCACUGUGAUGCCAACAAAGGGUUUGACCCCGACUGCAACAAGACCAGUGGACACUGUCAGUGCAAGGAGUUUCACUACCGUCCACGGGGCUCAGACAGCUGCCUGCCAUGCGACUGCUACCCGGUGGGCUCCUUCUCGCGGACAUGUGACCCCGAGAGCGGCCAGUGCCAGUGCAGGCCCGGCGUGAUCGGCCGCCAGUGCAACACCUGCGACAACCCCUUCGCCGAAGUCACAAACUCAGGGUGUGAAGUCAUUUAUGACGGCUGCCCAAAAACCAUCACUCAGGGGAUCUGGUGGCCUCGGACCAAGUUCAACCUGCCCGCAGCGGUGCCGUGCCCCAAAGGCUCCGUGGGUGCUGCCAUCAGACACUGUGAUGUAGAGAGAGGCUGGAUGGAACCAGACCUUUACAACUGCACCUCCCCUCCUUUCGUGGAGCUCAAUGCUGCUUUGGAUUCGCUUGAACGCAACGAAACGGAGCUGAACACCAUAAUGGAGAAGAAGCUGGCACACCAGCUCCGAGAUGUCACCGAAGCGACAGGCCGCCUUUACGGUAACGACCUGCUGAUUGCAGAGCGACUGCUGUCACGCCUCCUGACCUUCGAGAGCCAACAAAGCGGCUUUGGACUUACCGCCACUCAGGAUGCACACUUUAACGAGAACAUCCUGCGGGGCUGCAGCGUAUUGUUGGGUCCCGGAACGGAGGGGCUUUGGCGGGCCCUCGCCCAGGCUCAGAACCACAUUCCUGGCGGUCCCUCGGAGCUGACGGAAUUGCUGGGGCAGUACACGCAGAAUCUGGCCCAGAACAUGAAGCUCACCUACCUCAACCCUGUGGCACUCGUAUCUCCUAAUAUUGUGAUGAAUCUGGACCGAGUGGAGAACCACACCCACGUGCGGCGACGCUUCCCGCGUUACCACACCUCGCUGUUUCGCAGUCAGAACGUCUGGGAUCCCUACACCCACGUGGUGCUGCCCCCUGCUGCCCUGGUGCCACAACGACAGCAGCAGCAACACAGCUGGAAGGAGAAGGAGCGCAAGGAAAAAGAACUCGAGAAAGAAUACGUCCCUCCUGUUCAACCCCCAGUCAGCAUCUCGGCCAAUCAGACGAGCGAAUACACAGCAGCCAGGCGUACGCUUGCCGCGCCCGAGCCGCCCAUCUCUAUCGUCAUUUUGCUGAUCUAUCGAAGUCUGGGCGGAGCGCUGCCUCCCAAGUAUCACACGGACAGGCGAGGAGUCAGGCUUCCCAGACACCCCGUAAUGAACUCCCCGGUGGUCACCAUCUCUGUUUACAACAACCAGACCUUCGUGGGCGGACAUUUGGACCAGCCCAUCCUGCUGGAGUUCAAGCUCCUGGAGACGGCCAAUCGCAGCAAGCCGCUGUGUGUCCAAUGGAACCACAGCAGCCAGUGUGCGAUAGGCGGUUGUUGGACGGUGAGGGACUGCAUGGUGGUGUACAGGAACACCUCCCACGUCCGAUGUCAGUGUCAAAGGCUGGGCACCUUCGGGGUGUUGAUGGACAGUUCCCACAGAGAGCAACUUGAAGGAGAUCUGGAGACCCUCGCCCUGGUUACUUACUCCUCUCUGGUGUUAUCCAUGCUGGCUCUCCUCCUCACCGUCCUGGUGCUGUCCUGCCUCCGAGGCCUCAAGUCCAACAGCCGCAGCAUCCACUCCAACACGGCGGCAGCAAUGUUCUUGUCCGAGCUUGUGUUCCUACUGGGGGUCAAUCAGACUGAGCAACAGUUCCUGUGCACGGUGGUGGCCAUCUUGCUGCAUUACUUCUUCAUGUCCACCUUUGCUUGGAUGUUUGUGGAGGGCCUUCACAUCUACAGGAUGCAGACUGAGCAACGGAACAUCAACUUCGGAGCCAUGAGGUUCUACUACGCCAUCGGCUGGGGCGUGCCAGCUAUCAUCACGGGUCUGGCCGUGGGCUUGGACCCUGAAGGUUAUGGUAACCCAGACUUCUGUUGGAUCUCCAUCUACGACAAGCUUAUUUGGAGCUUUGCCGGCCCCAUCGGCAUCGUCAUACUGAUCAAUGGAGGUAUUUUCAUGAUUGUAGCCAAGAUGUCUUGUAACCCUUCUCAGAAGGAGACCAAGAAACUUCCAGUCAUCGCCACCAUUCGUAACGCCUUCCUGCUGCUGAUGAUGGCCACCUCCACCUGGCUCUGUGGCUUGAUGGCCGUGAACAACAGCAUCCUGGCUUUCUACUACAUCUUUGACGUCCUCUGUCUGGUGCAGGGUCUGUCGGUGUCGCUGGUCUUCACUGUGUUCAACUCCGAGGUGAAGGAGGCCUGGAGAGUAGCCUGCUUGGGUAAGAAGAGUCUUGAAGAGUCGCCAAGACCAGCACAGAACACGGUCCAGAAUCCCUAUCACAACGCUUCCUUGUUGGAGCAGAGUGGGCUGCACCGCAUCACCUUGGGAGCCUCCACCAUCUCCUCCGUCAGCUCUGCCAGAGAAAAUCUCCUAGCUCGUCAAACUCUGGAGCAGAGCAUCGUUCAAACCGGAGCGACGGACCUGGACGUGGCCAUGUUUCACCGAGAUGGAGGCGAGGAUUCCGAUUCCGACUCGGACCUCUCCAUGGACGAGGAGCGCAGUCUCUCCAUCCCGUCGUCUGAGAGCGAGGACAACGUCCGCCUGCGAGGUCGCAUCCAGCGGCGUUUCAAACGCUCCAAUCACGGCGAGCGCCUGCUCACCGAGCCCGCCCACAACGGUACCAAAGAUCUGGACGGCAACGACCUUCUGUCUUACUGGCCCGCCCUGGAGGAGUGUGAGAAACACACCCUCCAAAAGUGGGGCUCGGAGCGCCCCCUGGGGGGCGACUACAGCAAGGACGCGGCAAACAACAACCAGGCGGACGGGGCGCUCACCAGCGGGGACGAGAGCGGCCUCACCCAGCCGCACAGGCACCGCAAGGGUAUUCUCAAGAACCGUCUGGGCUGCCCCCCAGCUCUUCAGGGCAUUUCAACAGUGGGUCGAGGAUCAAGUGAGCUGAACUGGUACCGCACCUCGACCCUUGGCCACAGAGGCGUCCCCGCCGCCUCCUACGGCCGCAUGUACUCGGCCUCGGCUAGCGGCGGAGGCGGCACGGGCUCGCUCUCGCAGCCGGGUUCCCGCUACUCCUCCAGGGAGCAUCUGGACUCGCUGGCUCGGAGGCAGCUCUCCCGGGAUCCUCUCGGGAGGCAAACAGUAGGCGGGUCGAAGGACCGGCUGGACUCGCGGGGUUCCAGAGACAACCUGGACCUGUUGCCCAGGAGGAGGGAACUUGGCCAGGGUGCGGGGCUCACAGGCCUGGGGCUGGAUCACCAGAGAAGGUCGUCAUCCAGGGAGAAUUUGACCUCCUCCAGGGACAGACUGGACAACCAUCACCCAAGCACUUUCCAUGCCUCAAGAGAGGACUUGAGGGGGAACGGCAUGGAGGGUAGUCUGAGCGGGUCCAGAUCGCAGCUGAACACCCUCACUCGCCGGCAGGCGUCAUCCCGGGAGCACCUGGCGGGGGCGCUGAUGAGCAGUAGGUCCAGAGAGGAGCUGGAAGCCAACGGAGUGGGAGCACAGUCCCAACCUUGUCGGGAAUGGCUGCGCUCUCUACCGCCUCGCCAGCCCUCGCACCCGGACCAACCUCCACCGUCCUCCCCGCCGCCGCCCAUCUCAGAGGAACCCCAGCAGGAGGCCUUCCCUCCCCCGGGUCACAUUAGAGGACGCCUGGACUCUGCAUGUAGGUACCCUGGGCAGACUGUCACGGCUUUGAACCCUUUGGGGCGACAGCCGUCCAGUGAACACCAGGACAUACUCUCCUCCAUCCUUGCAUCCUUCAACCCUUCCGUCCUCACUCCUCCAAACGCCGCCUCAAACCCAGGGCCCAAUGGCUCUGCCCUUGGCCCCUCCCCCUCUGCCACAUCCCACAGCAUAUCUGAAGUCUCUCCUGACUCAGAAGCCAACAGAAGUGAAGGACAGUCUUGAUGACGGCCUACAAGCUUUUGUGAGUCCCAGGUCCAAGGUCAUGGAGCUUCUUUGGAGGACUCAAACCCAGCUUUGGACACAGGUGACAUCAUGACAUGUCUUUGGAAAAAAACAAAAAAACUAAACUCACAAACGCAGACAGAAUCCACAUGAAAAGAACACGGACUGUACAUACAUCCUGACCACUAAAACACUUUUAUACAUUUUGUAUCUUUUUCAACGGGGACCAGAACGUCUCUUAUGAUGUUUUCUUUUGUAACGUCCGUGUGAGUGAGGCCGGUGCGAGUGAGUUAUUUAUUAAAAAAAACAACUAUUCAUCAAACGUGGCAAAGUAUCCAAGGAUAAUAUCUGAUGAGAGAGAGCAAAAAGGGUGAUGUAAAUAAACGGAUGGCGGUCAGGAAGGAGAUGAUUGUAUUGAGGACGCCGCGCCAGGUGCAGGGUUUUCAACCAUUUUAGCUCCGUCACAACUUGUCUUGGUUUUUUUUUUUUGCCGUUCAAUGAAUGUGAACUCGUCGUCUGUGUACCUCUUGUGCCUGGACCUUGUCCGUGGAUCCGCUGCGUCAUGUCCUCGGUGGGCGAAGGUUAGAACCCCGCCUGCCUCCCUUCUACGCCACAACCACUGAAGACUGUUUUUUUUUUACAUAACCUGCCUCAAGACAUCACGGGAGCCACUUCCUCCUCUCUGUGCAAGCCAAAGGGAAAACUGCUCAAAUGUAGAGGCCGUUUUUUUGUUUCACCGAGUCUUGGUUCUGCUCCAAAUUGUACCACUUUUCACUCCUCCUCGACCCUGACCCUGAAUCCAUUCCAGUCCCUUGCAUUGACUAUAUUGCCAAAAGUAUUCUUCAAAGUAUUUGGCGUAGAACUGUCACAGGAUGCAACAAAUCCAGUCAUGAAAUUUCCUUGCUCCUAAAUAUUCCAAAGUCAACUGUCGGCUUUAUUAUAAGAAAAAUGAAGUUUUUGGGAACAACAGCAACUCAGUCACCAAGUGUUAGGCCACGUAAACUGACAGAGUGGUCAGCGGAUGCCGAAGCGCAUAGUCCAAAGAUGUCGUGACUUGCUGCACAGUCAGGUGCUACAGAGCUUCAAACUUCAUGUCACCUUCCAAUUACCAUAUUUCCUUGAAAUGCCGCCGGGGCGCUAAUUAAUUUAAAACCUCAUCUCACUCCGGCGAUUACCAAAGGCAUGCGGUAAAGGCAAGCAUGCGCUAAUUCAUUUAAAACCUAUUUUCACUCCGGCGCCUCCCAAAGGCAUGCGGUAAAUUUAGGCCUGCGUUUAAAAUUUUGAGUGUGAUGUAAGGAUACCAUCAUGAAAAGCACAUUUAAUUAAAAAAAACAUUAUUAUGGUCUUACCUUUACUUAUAAAUGAAGUCCAUGCGCAGCUCCUUCUGAUCAAAAGCACCGAUAACUUGUUUAUAGAAGUCUUCCUUAUCUUUCUUCAGUUUUAAAAGUCUCUCUGUCUCAAUGGAGAUCUUCCUUUAUUACCUCCUGCUUCGAUUGAAAGUCCAGUUUAGAAAACUGUUUUAUUUUAGAUAUGUAAUCCUCCAUGUUAAAAGUGCAAGCGAGAGGAAAAAAUAAACGAUCGCUGCUCACUCUUGCUGCUUGUUGUCACUUAGAAGGAUCACUAGCGCCCUCUACCACCAGGAGGCGGGAUUCAUUUAAUGACUCAUAUUUGACACACGCAGCUACGGUAUAUUAAUAAAACAUAGCUGCUUACUGUUCUUUUUAGCAUAUUCAAUAGCUUGGACUUUAAAUCCUACUGAAUAGCUCUUAAUCUUCUUCCCUUUAUGCGAUUUCAAAUUAUUAAAAUCAGCCCCCUAUAUUUUGAAAAUGAUGACAGGUGAAGGGUCACUCGUGACGUGACGAGUUUGACCCGGUGGAAAUUCUAAGCAUGCGCUAAUAAAAAUAAUAUUUUGCGAAACGAGUUUGACCUGGCGUUAAUCCUGAGCCGGCGGUAAUGCUAAGCAUUUGCUAAUUAUUUUGCGAAACGAGUUCGACCCGGCAGUAAUUCUAGGCAGGCGCGUACUAUAUACCCGGCGGCAAUUCAAGGAAAUACGGUAGCCCAAGUACAUCACGCAGAGAGCUUAAUGGAUUGGGUUUCCAUGGCCGAGCAGCUGCAUCUAAGCCAUACCUCUCCAAGUCCAAUGCAAAGUGUGGGACGCAGUGGUGUAAAGCUGCACUCUAGAGCAUUGGAGACGAGUUCUGUCAGGUUCAAACACUGAUGAAAUCUAUUAAACAAGACAAGAAGCAAUGAAUUAAACAGAGACAGAAUUAAAUUUGGCUCAAUUGAAGAGAAACGUCUGGGCUGUACUCGUGUACAGUCUCCACCACGUUCUGACGAAAGAUUGUACGCCCCCUCUUUUAUUUGGACUUUCCCUGAUUACAUGGCAACUGCUGUUUCUGAGGGAAGGGGGUCAUAAACAGCCGCCGCCUUUGUCACAAAACAGUUCAAAGAAAAGGUCGUAAAAACAGUUCAAAGAAAAGGUGCCUGGAGGGAAGUCGAGCCCUGCUUCCUCUCCGCUUUGUAGAUCCCGGGUCAAGACAACAUCUUCCUGUGGAUUACAAUAGAAGAAAGAAACCAAUGCCUUCAUGUUGCUUCCCAUCGUACACGGUGGAGUUUUACAAGCCUUCUGCUUGUUCUCUGGAGUUAUCAAUCACGCUUUUUCAUCUCGCUAUCUGUUGGACCAGUCCGGGUUUGGAGGUUGCCAGGAGAACGCUACAUUUCGGACCGCAUUGUGCCGAGUGUGAAAUUUGGUGGAGGAGGAAUUAGGGUGUGGGGUUGCUUUUUCAGGAGAUGGUCUUGGCCCCUUUGUUCCAGUGAAAGGAACCUUGAAUUAUCAAGGAUAGGAACCAGAUGGCACUUCAAGUUCAUACGCGAGUCAAAUACUUUUGGCAAUAUAGUGUAUCUUCAUUAUUAGUGGAUGUAAAUAUUGUUUAAAAUGGACGCCGUCUCCUCCUACUUGACUUGAAACAUUCAUUUAGUUUGAAUCAUCAAAACAUUUAAGAAGAAAAGGUUGACUCCACGUAUUAAAGGCGACGCGCUCCAAGAGAAAGAGGGUAGGACAGGAGGAGGGUUGGAAAAAAGGAUGAUGGGUGGGUAUGUUUCGGAUUGCCUUGGCAUGAAAACGUUCUGUUCCUGUUGCCGCGGAUUCAAGAGAAAUGUUGGACAUUAAAAACCAAACAAAGAAUAA